Biomphalaria glabrata is the source of this 7553-nucleotide messenger RNA. Its product is annotated as CAD protein-like. Gene Ontology annotation, molecular function: ATP binding; carbamoyl-phosphate synthase (glutamine-hydrolyzing) activity; metal ion binding. Gene Ontology annotation, biological process: L-citrulline biosynthetic process; 'de novo' pyrimidine nucleobase biosynthetic process; UTP biosynthetic process. The transcript has 45 exons. Gene Ontology annotation, cellular component: cytosol; cytoplasm. NCBI's taxonomy places the organism in Eukaryota, Metazoa, Mollusca, Gastropoda, Planorbidae. The record is from RefSeq and is a predicted model, not a curated record. Bases 263 to 6994 code for a protein of 2243 amino acids.
UACGGUAGUUUACCUGCACGUGGAUUAGUCUAGACUGGGGAGUGGGGAUGGGCCAAAUGACAAAUCGUGAUUUUGAUUAGAUCUAGAGUCUAGACCCAUAUAUACUCGGCCUCUAUUUUUUAAAUACAAAAUAAGUUAGAUUGUGUUUAGAUCUAGAUCUAGAAUCUAUUCUAGAUCUACUGAAAAUCUACUCAGACUCAGUUUUAGCUGACACACAAAGACAAACGACCAAACGUCACAAACUGUGACUGUGACAAACGUCAUGGAAUACAAUGCUUAUCUAAAACUAGAAGAUGGAACAGUGUUUCCUGGAAUUUCAUUUGGUGCAGCAAAGAGUGUGCCUGGAGAAGUUGUUUUUCAGACUGGAAUGGUUGGCUAUCCAGAGUCACUCACAGAUCCUUCAUACCAUAAACAAAUAUUAGUAUUGACUUACCCUUUGAUUGGCAACUAUGGUGUUGGGGAUGAUUCAGUUGAUGAGCACGGCCUACCUAUCUGGUUUGAAUCUUAUAAAAUACAUGCUGCUGCCUUAAUUUGUGCAGACCUAACAGAGCAGUACAGCCACUGGGGGGCUAAAAAGUCUCUGUCCACUUGGAUGAAAGAACAAAAUGUUCCUGGAAUUUAUGGUAUUGAUACACGAGCUCUUACCAAGAAAAUAAGGGAAAAGGGAAUAAUGCUUGGCAAGGUGAUUGUAAAUAAUGAUGAAGAUGACAUUCCAUUUAUUAAUCCAGAUAAAGUCAACUUGGUGCAAGAAGUUUCAUCUAAGUCAGUUGUAACCUACAAUACCAGUGGGGAUGUGAAGAUCGUGGCUAUUGAUUGUGGCAUGAAAUACAACCAAAUCAGGUGUAUGUGUCGCAGGGGAGCCUCUGUAACUGUUGUUCCAUGGGAUUACUCUUUAAAUACUAAAGAUUUUGAUGCAGUUUUUGUGAGCAAUGGCCCUGGGGAUCCAAUGAUGUGUUCUACAACCAUCAAUACAUUACGCUCACUGGUUGCUGAUCCACACUGCAAACCCUUGUUUGGGAUUUGCUUAGGUCACCAACUUCUGUCACUUGCCAUAGGAGCCAAGACUUUUAAAAUGAAGUAUGGAAAUAGAGGUCACAACCAGCCAUGCAUUUAUGACCAAAGCUUACGCUGUUUCAUAACCAGUCAAAAUCAUGGUUUUGCUGUUGAUACCAACACUCUUCCAAAAGGCUGGCUGCCUCUGUUCACCAAUGCUAAUGACAAAUCUAAUGAAGGCAUAAUUCAUGAAUCUCUACCUGUGUUUAGUGUUCAGUUUCAUCCAGAAAAUAGAGCUGGUCCACAAGAUCUGGAGGACAUGUUCACUGUGUUUCUAGACCAUGCCAGGUCUUGUAAAAAAGGAGUAGAUGGUGUCAGUAUCAGAGAGAGACUGUACACAUUUAUCAAGACUGAAGGUUUAUCUAUGACUCAACUUGAAAUAGCUCAGCCUAAAAAAGUCCUUAUUCUGGGUUCUGGUGGACUGUCCAUUGGUCAGGCUGGAGAGUUUGAUUACUCUGGCUCUCAGGCUAUCAAAGCUCUCAAAGAAGAAAAUAUUAGCACUGUUUUGAUCAAUCCAAAUAUAGCAACUGUCCAGACCUCACAAGGAAUGGCAGAUAAAGUUUACUUUCUUCCAAUAACACCUCAAUAUGUUACACAGGUUAUUAAAUCUGAACGUCCGGAUGGAGUAUUACUGGCUUUUGGGGGACAAACUGCACUGAAUUGUGGUGUGACUUUGACAAAAAGUGGAGUCUUUGAAAAAUAUGGUGUGAAAGUUCUGGGUACACAGGUGGCAUCCAUUGUCUGGACAGAAGAUAGAAAAAUCUUUGCAGAUAAGAUGUUGGAAAUUAAUGAAUUUGUAGCCCCUAGUGAAGCAGCCCAUUCAGUUGAACAGGCUGUUCAAGCUGCAGAGAGACUUGGUUACCCAGUUCUGAUAAGAGCUGCUUAUGCUCUUGGUGGCUUGGGUUCAGGUUUUGCCAAUAACAAGGAAGAAUUGCUUGUCCUAGUCACUGCCGCCUUUGCUCACACAACCCAAGUUCUGGUAGACAAAUCUCUACAAGGCUGGAAGGAGGUGGAAUAUGAAGUGGUCAGAGAUGCCUAUGACAACUGUAUUACAGUAUGUAAUAUGGAGAAUGUUGAUCCACUUGGCAUUCAUACAGGGGAGAGCAUUGUUGUUGCUCCCAGCCAAACUUUAACUGAUGCUGAGUACAACAUGCUGAGAACAACUGCCAUAAAAGUUAUUCGUCAUUUGGGAAUAGUUGGAGAGUGUAACAUUCAGUAUGCUCUCAAUCCUCUGUCACAACAGUACUACAUCAUAGAGGUCAAUGCUAGACUGUCAAGAUCAUCAGCUUUGGCCAGUAAAGCUACAGGAUACCCCCUGGCCUAUGUUGCAGCCAAACUAGCUUUGGGUCGACCCUUGCCCUUGUUGAAAAACUCAGUCACUGGCUCCACUACAGCUUGCUUUGAGCCGAGUUUAGAUUACUGUGUUGUCAAGAUUCCAAGAUGGGACCUGAAAAAAUUUAACCGAGUUUCCACCAAGAUUGGUAGCUCAAUGAAAAGUAUUGGUGAGGUCAUGGCCAUAGGAAUCAAGUUUGAAGAAGCUUUCCAAAAAGCCCUGAGAAUGGUGGAUGAAAGUGUACGAGGAUUUGAUCCAACUAUGCUGAAAGCCUGUGAAAAUGAGUUGCAGCAUCCAACUGACAAAAGAAUAUUUGUCUUAGCUGCUGCAUUGAAGGAGAACAUGACCAUUGACCAUCUCUAUAAUCUCACUAAAAUUGAUCGUUGGUUUCUUUACAAAUUUAAAAACAUCAUUGAGAAAUACAGAGAGCUGGAAUUGUAUAAAGGAAAGACUUACAGUCUACCAAAAGAACUUUUGCUUUCUGCUAAAAAGUUGGGUUUUAGUGAUCAGCAAAUAGCACAAGUUGUUUCAAGCACAGAAUUAGUAGUUCGCAAAUGCCGCUAUGACCUAGGUGUGACUCCUUGGGUCAGACAGAUUGACACUGUAGCAGCCGAGUGGCCAGCAAGCACCAACUACCUCUACCUGACUUACAACAGCAGUGAGCAUGACAUCCCUUUUGAGAGUAAGCAUGUCAUGGUGCUGGGAUCAGGCGUCUACAGAAUAGGAUCCAGUGUGGAGUUUGAUUGGUGUGCUGUCAACUGCAUUCGGACAUUGAGACAGAUGGAUUAUAAAACUAUAAUGGUGAAUUACAACCCAGAGACAGUCAGCACUGACUAUGAUAUGUGUGACAGACUCUACUUUGAUGAAAUUUCAUUUGAGGUUGUGAUGGAUAUCUAUCAGCUGGAGAAUCCAUUGGGUAUUAUUUUGUCUAUGGGAGGUCAGUUGCCUAACAACAUAGCAAUGGACUUACACAGACAACAGGCUGUGAUUUUGGGAACAUCACCUGACAGUAUUGACAAUGCAGAAAACCGCUUCAAGUUUUCUAGAAUGCUGGACAAUCUAAAGAUCAAUCAACCUUUAUGGAAAGAGCUUUCUACUUUUGAGGCUGCUGUAGCUUUCUGUGAUGAAGUUGGAUAUCCUUGUCUUAUCAGACCAUCAUAUGUGUUGAGUGGGGCUGCCAUGAAUGUGGCUAUGAACAAACAUGACCUGGAGACUUUUUUGACCCAGGCAGUUGCUGUCUCUAAAGAUCACCCAGUUGUCAUUUCCAAAUUUAUCCAAGAAGCUAAGGAAAUUGAUGUGGAUGCUGUGGCCAGUGAUGGUGAAGUUAUAUGUAUAGCAGUAUCUGAACAUGUGGAGAAUGCUGGUGUACAUUCAGGGGAUGCAACUCUUGUGACGCCACCUCAAGAUAUAAAUUCUGAAACUUUAGCAAAAAUUAAAGGCAUUUGCUGUGCCAUUGGACGAGCUUUAGAAGUGACUGGGCCUUUCAAUAUCCAGCUCAUUGCAAAGGACAACCACCUGAAAGUCAUCGAGUGUAAUGUCAGAGUCUCUAGGUCCUUCCCGUUUGUAUCCAAAGCUCUGAACUACGAUUUUAUUGCCACAGCUACACGUAUCAUUAUGGGGGAAUAUAUUGAACCAGUCAACAUAACAGGAGGAUGUGGGAAGGUGGCUGUGAAGGUUCCAGUUUUCUCCUUCUCUAGACUUCAUGGUGCUGAUGUUCUGCUAGGAGUUGAGAUGGCAAGUACUGGAGAAGUUGCAUGUUUUGGGGAGAACCGUUAUGAUGCCUAUCUCAAAGCUACCAUUAGCACUGGUUUCCAGAUCCCUAAGAAAAAUAUUCUUAUUUCAAUAGGAAGCUACAAACACAAAACUGAGUUGAUCCCAACUAUGAGAACUUUAGAAAAACUUGGCUACCAAUUGUUUGCUAGCAUGGGGACUGCAGAUUUUUACAAUGAACAUGGUUUUAAUGUGAGAUCUGUUGAUUGGCCCUAUGAAGACACUGGAGAAGACAGUUGUAAAAAUGGAGAGCAAAGAACCAUUGCUGACUAUCUGUCUGAACACAUGUUUGAUCUUGUCAUCAACCUGCCAUUGAGAAACUCAGGCUCCUACAGGGCUUCCUCUUUUAUCACGCAAGGUUACAAGACCAGACGUAUGGCUGUGGACUAUUCUGUGCCUCUCAUCACAGAUGUAAAAUGUACCAAACUGUUUGUUGAGGCUCUGCAUCAACUCAAUGCCCAGGAACCUGUUAUGAAAACUAACAUAGAUUGUUUGACUUCUCAGAAGAUUAUCAGAUUACCAGGAUUGAUUGAUGUUCAUGUUCAUGUGAGAGAACCAGGAGCUACUCACAAAGAAGACUGGUCUUCCUGCACUGCAGCUGCCUUGGCAGGUGGUAUCACCACAAUCUUGGCUAUGCCUAACACCAACCCACCUCUGGUGGACCAAGAAGGAUACAAUCUGACCAGUAAACUGGCUCGCCAAAGUGCAAGGUGUGAUUAUGGACUGUUUGCUGGGGCCAGCAACACAAACUUUCAAACUUUAACUCAACUGUGUAACAAAGUUGUUGCUUUAAAAAUGUAUUUAAAUGAAACCUAUACUACAUUGAAACUUGAUGACAUGACUAUCUGGAUGAAGCAUUUUGAGCACUGGCCCAAGUCUUUCCCAUUGUGUGUUCAUGCUGAAGAGAUGACCACUGCUGCUGUUAUCUUGAUGUCUGAGUUGUUCCAAAGAUCCAUACACAUAUGUCAUGUAGCCCGCAAGUCUGAGAUUUUGGUCAUUAAAGCAGCUAAAGAAAGAGGACUGCCAGUUACUUGUGAAGUGGCUCCACACCACCUGUUCUUGUGUGCAGAUGACAUCUCUUCUCUUGGAGCUGGUCCAGCUAAAGUUAUGCCUCGCCUGGUGACCAAAGAAGACCAGCAAGCACUAUGGGAUAACUUGGAUAUUAUUGACUGUUUUGCCACUGAUCAUGCUCCACAUACAUAUGAAGAGAAGAUGAGCCCUAACCCUCCGCCUGGGUUUCCUGGUCUGGAGACCAUCCUUCCACUACUUCUGACAGCAGUUAAUGACAACAAGCUGACUAUUGAGGACAUAGUUCUUAGGAUGCAUACCAAUCCUCGGCGCAUCUUCAACUUGCCAGAACAGCAGGAUACAUACGUUGAAGUGGACCUAGAUCACAAAUGGGUGAUACCAUCUUGCAUGCCUUACUCCAAGUCAAAGUGGACUCCAUUUGCUGGUCAAUCUGUGAAAGGGAUUGUUCGACGUGUUGUUCUCAGGGGGGACUUGGCUGUUAUUGAUGGUGAAGUGUUAACUCAGCCGGGUUCUGGGAUUGAUGUUAGAUCUAGGCUUCCAACAAUCAGUUUAACUAAAGAAUCAACAUUCCCUGAGCUUAGCGUCCAGAUACCUGGAAACUUGCCUGCUUCCCAAGGUCCCUCUGAACCACCAAGUCCAAGAAAAAAUCACCUCCAGGAAAAGUCACAUGCUCCAAGGACACCAAAGUUGUCAGAAAACUCUCCAUUUGUAUUUGAGCCACCAGAACACAGCACCUGUCAGCGUGACAAGACAGAUCUACCCAGAGAAUUUCAUGCUACUCAUCCAGAGUUGCCACGCCAGUUAGUGCCAACAGUUCCAGUUGUUCCCUUGCCUGGCAUGUACCCAGCAUCUCUUCAGCCUGUUGGUCAUCCACAUUUUACCCCAGGACUGACAGGACAGCACUGUAAUACAGUUCUGACAUUUAAUAAAGAUCAGCUGUCAGAAAUAUUCAACUUGGCGCAUAACUAUAAAGUUGCUGUAACUAAAGAUCGACCUCUGGAUCAUGUGUUAAAGGGAAAAGUCCUUGCAUCCAUGUUCUUUGAGGCCUCUACCAGGACAAGCUGUUCAUUCUCUGUGGCCAUGCAGAGACUUGGAGGUUCAGUUGUCCACUUUAAUGAACUCACCUCUUCCACUACAAAAGGAGAGUCUUUGCAAGAUACUAUUGUCAUGAUGGCAGGCUAUGCUGAUAUCAUUGUUAUUCGACAUCCAGAGGUUGGGGCUGUUCAGUCUGCAGCCAAAGCUAGCAGGAAACCUGUAGUGAAUGCAGGGGAUGGUAUUGGGGAACAUCCUACACAAGCUUUGUUGGAUGUUUUCACUGUCAGAGAAGAAAUUGGCACAGUUAAUGGUUUGACAAUCACACUUGUUGGUGACUUGAAAAAUGGCCGCACUGUCCACUCUUUGGCCAAGCUGUUAAUGUUGUAUAAGGUCAAUGUGAGAUAUGUGCCUGUACCUGGACUUGAAAUGCCAACUGAUAUUGUGGAACUUCUAAGAAAACGUGGGAUAAAACAGGAAUCUUUUCAAUCCCUUGAAGAUGCUCUUCCUGACACUGAUGUCUUGUACAUGACAAGAAUACAGAAAGAAAGAUUUGAAAACAUUGAAGCAUACAAUGAGUCAUGCAACAAGUUUAUUCUGACUCCAGAAUUAAUGAACCUGGCUAAAAAGAAAAUGGUGGUCAUGCAUCCCCUUCCACGUCUGUUUGAAAUAAGCCACAGUAUUGACACAGACCCAAGAGCAGCUUACUUCAGGCAGGCAGAGAAUGGUCUCUAUGUCAGAAUGGCUUUGAUUGCAUUGAUUCUUGGUAGAUGUUAAUACAGCAUGACUGCAGCAUCACCUUGUGUAUUCUAUGAUACAAUUUAAAAGAAAUGAGUUCAGCCUUUGAAGUUCAAAGAUAUAUUUUGCAUUUGUUUUUAAUCUUAUACUCUUGAACAUUUCAAAUGAUCCGGUAAUAUUUUUUGUUUUGUUUUGCUACUGUACAAGUUUUUUUUUUGUUAUUGUUCACUUCAUACUUCAUUGAUAUUAAAAUUGUAUGUCAACAACCAUAAAGUGUUCUAUUAAACGAGUAUAAUUACUCUUUUGGGAGAAGUUUACUUUACAUGUCUCAGCAUUUUCUUUAUUGAUCUUGCAUUUAUCAAUGCUCUAAUCCUUUUAUAAACAAGUUCUACUCACUUCCAUUGACUUUUACAAUAUUUGCUCUUUAUAAAAAUGUAUUUUUACUUUUUUUUCUGUUAAUUUGUAUUCCAUACAUUUUAUUGUCUUAAUUUUUUUAAACAAUUUUGUUUAAUUCAUGUAUGAAUGUAAUAGAAUCUUUUUGGUAUAUUAUAUUUUGUUUAUUGCAUUUUUCAAUUGUAUAAAUUCCAUCAAAAUAAUG